AUGUAUGCCAAAAUAGAAUCAGAACGGCUUUUAUUUAUACGAAAUAAUCAGUCAAAAUUAAGAGCGGAAGAUUACAUUCAUUUACGUGAUGCUAUAGAAAAUGACGGUCAUGUGAAUGACAUUGGACAACUUCAUAUUUUACCUUCUUCAUUUACAGGAGGUCCAAGAUACAUGCACGAAAAAACUAUGGAUGCCAUGACUUACGUUCGUAAUUUUGGAACUCCAAAUUUGUUCAUUACAUUUACAUGUAAUCCAAAUUGGACAGAAAUAAAAAGAGAACUCAAACAUGGUCAAACCCCACAAGACAGACACGAUAUUAUCGCUAGAGUUUUUCAUCAAAAAAUUAAAGUUCAAAUGAACUUAAUUGUGAAACAUCGUAUAUUUGGUGAAACGCAGUGUUAUAUGUAUACUGUUGAGUGGCAAAAACGUGGUCUUCCUCAUGUUCAUUUACUGGUUUGGUUAGUUGAUAAAAUUAGACCAAAUGAUGUCGAUAGUAUAAUAAGUGCUGAGUUACCAAAUCCCGAUAUUGAUCCUGAACUAUUUGAAAUAGUUAAAAAACACAUGGUGCAUGGCCCAUGUGGCUAUAUGAAUCCAAAUUCUCCAUGUAUGGGAGAAAACCAAAAAUGUUCAAAAAGGUAA
This is a messenger RNA of Metopolophium dirhodum (rose-grain aphid), 639 nucleotides long. RefSeq lists its product as uncharacterized. The transcript is spliced from 3 exons. Bases 1 to 639 code for a protein of 212 amino acids. Lineage: Eukaryota; Metazoa; Arthropoda; Insecta; Hemiptera; Aphididae. The record is from RefSeq and is a predicted model, not a curated record.